AUGCCUCCAAGAUCAACUGCACAAAAAAGGCUCUUGAAAGAGUACCAGCUGCUUGCACGAGAUUCACCCCCGGGAAUCAUUGCCAGUCCGCUCAGUGAAGACGAUCUCUUUGUAUGGGACUGUUUGCUUGAAGGCCCAGCAGACACUCCAUACGAAAACGGAGUGUUCAGUGCCACCUUGAAGUUCCCCUCCGACUACCCUUUGAGUCCGCCGCUGCUCAAGUUCGACCCUCCGUUGCUUCAUCCAAACAUCUACGCAGAUGGAACCGUCUGUAUCAGUAUCUUGCAUCCGCCCGGAGAGGAUCCCAACCAGUAUGAGAGACCCGAGGAGCGUUGGUCUCCAGUCCAGAGUAUCGAGAAGAUCUUGUUGAGCGUAGUCUCAAUGUUGGCAGAGCCCAAUCCUGAGAGUGGAGCCAACAUCGAUGCUUGUAAGUUGUGGAGGGACCACCGCGACGAGUAUGACCGCCAGGUGCGUGCGCAUGUGAAGAAGACUUUGGGACUUUGA
Molecule: messenger RNA, 504 nt
Organism: Sungouiella intermedia
Lineage: Eukaryota; Fungi; Ascomycota; Pichiomycetes; Serinales; Metschnikowiaceae
Source: the annotation of a GenBank genome assembly